CUUUCUUUCUUUCCUACUUUCUUCCUUGUAGUAGACCAAGGAUGCCUUGCUAAACUCCCUACUGUUGACAUUCUUACCACAAUUUACUCUCCUUUUUUAUUCUCUUCCUCCAUUUCCAAACCUCAAAAAAAAAUUAAAAAAAAAAUCAAAAUUUCCAUUAUCAGUCAACAUCUCCACCUCUUUGAAUCUUUCCCUAAAUAUUCCCCAAAUCCAUCAAUUGCAAGCUCAAUCUUCCCUUUCCCCCCUUUUAUCCAGAGAUCGAUUUCCCUUUAAUUUUUGUUUUUAAUUUGAUUUUGCAGAAAUAGUAAUUACAAGGAGUAAUUAUUAGCUGAAAUUUGUCGUCCUCUUCUUCUUCAUCUUCCACCUCCCAGUUUCAUGUUAUUGUAGUCAGAGAAUCAUCAGUGCAGGGACCAGCUGGGUAGUUGGGAUAGAUAUUUCGAAAGUGAUAAAGGCAGAUUGACUGGUAGCUGUUGAAGAGAGAGAAAAGGGGGAAAAAUUGAUUGUGUUUUUGUUUUGUUUUUUGGGUUUAAUUUCUCUCUCCUUCAAUAAAUAAACAAAACCCUAAAUUAAUAUACCCAAAAAAAAAGCAGAAAUUUGGUGUUGUUGUUGGUGAUGCCGGCAGAUUUGGAUGAUUCUUCGUCACCUAAAACCACCAUGUCAAACACCACAGCAGUUUCCGGCGAAGCAGCUAGUAAUAGUGUUAUUUCCACCGGCGAUCAAUCGGAACCCUUAAAACCUCCCCUGAAAAAGAAGCGCAAUCAACCCGGAAUGCCCGAUCCAGAUGCAGAGGUGAUAGUGUUAUCGCCGAAAACACUAAUGGCGACGAACAGAUUCGUAUGCGAAAUAUGCAACAAGGGUUUUCAGAGAGAUCAGAAUCUCCAGUUGCACAGAAGAGGGCAUAAUCUACCAUGGAAGCUUAGGCAAAGAUCGAGUAAGGAAGUUAAGAAGCGAGUUUAUGUUUGCCCAGAAGUUAGCUGUGUUCAUCAUGAUCCUUCUCGAGCUUUGGGUGAUUUAACUGGGAUUAAGAAGCAUUACAGUAGAAAACAUGGUGAGAAGAAGUGGAAAUGUGAGAAAUGUUCUAAGAAAUACGCUGUUCAAUCUGAUUGGAAAGCUCAUAUUAAGAUUUGUGGUACUAGGGAGUAUAAGUGUGAUUGUGGUACUCUCUUUUCCAGGAGGGAUAGUUUUAUUACACACAGAGCGUUUUGUGAUGCUUUAGCAGAAGAAAGUGCAAGAAAUCAACCUCUUAAUAAUGGUAACAAAAACACUACUAAAAUGGAGAUUGACUCUAAAACUUCCAUUACUGCUACUGCAAUUGCUUCACCACCACCACCGCCGCCGCCGCAGCUACCACCAACACUGCCGCCAGUUCCACCAGUGUUGCAGCAGCAGCAACUUCCACCGCCGUCACCAUUGCCUGCCCCAAGGAAAUCGCCACCACCAGCACCACCGACUACUAUGGUGGCAUCCAUUUUGCCUAUUCAGAGUUCAGUUCAAGGGUUGCCGGAAAACCCGAUUCCGGUCUUGGAAGACGUACUCCCUCCUCCUCCUCCUCCACCAGUCGCGGUGGUUGUCACGGCCGGGUUAAAUGUUAGCAGCAGUGUUAGUAGUAGUAGUUGCAGUUCUAGUAGUGGUGCCAAUACUAGUAGCAGUGUGUUUGCCACCUUGUUUGCUUCUUCGUCAGCCACACCACCUAGCUUACCGUCAUCUCACCCAAACCCGGGUUUCUCAGACUUCAUUCAAACCAUGACCCGACAUGAAUGCCCGCCACCCGAACUCCCCCAACACGGACCAACCGAACCCAUAUCCCUUUGCCUAUCUUCGAGUCACGGAUCAUCCAUAUUCGGGCCCGCUGGGCCAGAACGGAGGCAGUACGCACCACCUCCACAGCCAGCAAUGUCAGCCACAGCUUUACUUCAGAAGGCUGCUCAAAUGGGAGCAAAUGGCGGGUCUUUGCUCCGCGGGCUUGGGCUUGUCUCGUCCACUUCAUCUACCGGACCCUCGGAAAGUCUUCAAUGGACUUCUCGGCAAAUCGAGCCCGAUCACAGUAGCCCCGUCCAGUCGAGCCUCGGGUUGGGCUUGCCGUGUGAUGAAGGGUCCGGAUUGAAGGAACUAAUGAUCGGGAAUUCCUCAAUGUUCGGCCCAAAACAGCCCACCCUGGACUUCCUCGGGCUGGGAAUGGCUGCUGGGGGAAGCCCAAACGGGGGCCUGUCGGCGUUAAUCACGUCAAUGGGGAACGGCCUCGACGUGGCUGCCGCUGCAGCGGCUUCAUUCAGAGGAACCGAGUUUUCCGGUAAAGACACCGGACGGAACUCGUGAUGUAAGAAACAAAGAAUGAGAAGGUAGAUUGUACAGUGGGAAGCUCUUUUGAUGAUGUUGCAGAGAAAAUCAGAUAUAUUAUUGUAGGUGGUUUUUUUUUUUUUUACUUAUUUAUGGCUAUAAUUAAAGACUAGAAGAAGAGGCAGUUGGGGUCUUUUUGAUAAUUCUGCUGCCUUUACUUACAAUGUUAAAUAUGUUGUUGUAGACUUGUAGUACUAUGUUGUAAUUCAACUACUUCUGGUUAGUCAAAAUCCAUUUCACCCUCUUUAAGUAUGUAAAAAGGGGUAUGGUGGUA
This is a messenger RNA of Spinacia oleracea (spinach), 2611 nucleotides long. RefSeq names its product zinc finger protein GAI-ASSOCIATED FACTOR 1. Gene Ontology annotation, cellular component: nucleus. Gene Ontology annotation, molecular function: DNA-binding transcription factor activity. The record is from RefSeq and is a predicted model, not a curated record. The coding region runs from base 613 to 2316 and encodes 567 amino acids. Lineage: Eukaryota; Viridiplantae; Streptophyta; Magnoliopsida; Caryophyllales; Amaranthaceae. The transcript is spliced from 4 exons.